Messenger RNA from Rhinocladiella mackenziei CBS 650.93, 1710 nucleotides. RefSeq lists its product as uncharacterized. Gene Ontology annotation, biological process: negative regulation of transcription by RNA polymerase II. The record is from RefSeq and is a predicted model, not a curated record. Gene Ontology annotation, cellular component: ESC/E(Z) complex. The transcript has a single exon. Lineage: Eukaryota; Fungi; Ascomycota; Eurotiomycetes; Chaetothyriales; Herpotrichiellaceae. Gene Ontology annotation, molecular function: nucleosome binding; protein binding. The coding region runs from base 1 to 1710 and encodes 569 amino acids.
AUGACCUCCCAGUUUGUGUCAAGAGAAUCUUUUAUUCUCCCCAAACUAAAGUUCAAGUUCAGAUCCGCCAUAGAGGUCGAUCGGUUUGCAUUCUAUGAUGUCAAAUUCUACCCUUACUCCAGGCCUGAAGACGAUGAACCCGUCUUCGCCGUGGUCGGCCAGAAAAAGGUCUUGAUUGGUCGCUUAUCUGCCCAGAGCAGUGCUGUCGUCACGAUGAUUCACGAGCUGGUGGAUGCACAGGAAGCGAGGGAUCCGAAUUCUCCAGGUCUGAAUUCAUGUUCGUGGUGCUACAUCGACCAGGAGAGACCAUUGUUGGCCGUGGCUGGAGGCUCCGGCCAGUUGAAAAUCCUAGAUGCCCUGGAGGGAGAUCUGUUCAACACCUUGACCGGACAUGGGCACGGUACUAUCAAUGAUAUCGCUACUCACCCUUUCAUGCCGUGGAUUGUUGCUACCGCGUCGAUGGAUAAGAGCCUUCGCAUCUGGGAUUUGCGACGACACGCCAAUCGCUAUGAAUCACCGACAAUCAUCAUCUGUGGCCAAGCGACAGGACAUACUGAAGGCGUGUUGACUGUAUCAUGGCAUCCGAGCGGGCGAUACCUCGUGACUGGCGGUCACGACCAAAGAAUUUGUGUCUGGACGAUCCCGGAUCUUUCAGAGGAUUCAACUUUCUGGCGAGAUAUUUCUCCCAGAUACAGAAAACGGAGCUCCAAUGAUGUCCUGACCAUUUAUUUUCCCCACUUCACCAGUGCAUCUGUACAUUCCAAUUUUGUUGACUGUGCAAGAUUCUUUGGUGAUUUGAUCAUCUCCAAGGCUGCGAAUGAAGACAAAAUUGUUCUGUGGAGGAUCACUGGAUUCGACUCCGAGCAGCCUCCACCUGAUUCCACUACGGCGCCUAAACUCCAAGACUUUCUCGACACUCGCAAUGGCUUCAUACGCAGAGCAACCUGCACGGAUAGGGGCAUCACGAGUGUGGAGGUGCGCCCGGAAUACAAAGAAGCACCUUUGUAUGACCGACUCCUUGAAUUUGAGACAUCCCAUACUGAACAAUUCUACCUUCGAUUUGGCUUGCUGUCGCCAUCACCUGAUUUUCCCGACCUUCAUCCCGUCCUGGCGUUUGCCAACGCAAAAUCAGAGCUUCGCUUCUGGGAUCUUGAACGACUCACAGUAGGACACGCCGGCGGGCUUGCUGAAGGGAGGACUUUACUAACAGCGAGAAGAAAAAUGAGAGGUAUUGCACGGCCUGUCAAGCCGUCGGAGCGAUUGACUCGUAUGAGCAGGACCCCCUCAAGAUUGCGGGAAAUGGAAUCUCCCAUGUCCUCGACGUCGAACCUUAGUUCAGGAGCCCGGCCUCGACAAAGUUCCACCGAGGCGACCCCGGCCACCGAUGCUAGUACAGCUACUGAGACGACCAGUGCUACGGAGGCCACCAGCGCCACUUUGGUAGCCGGCGAGAUAUCUGAUCUAGGCGAGACCUCUCUGCUUCCAUUUCGAGACCGCGAAAGAUAUCCUAUUCACGAUCCGCAUGCUCCUCUCAAACCCCAUUCGAAGGUUUCUUUGGCGGAACUGCAAUUUAAAAACAUGGCCUUCUUCAAUGCCAGAGCAGUUGACUGGAGUCCAUGCGGAAGGUGGUGCAUAGUGGCUGGGGAGUCGGCAAUCAAUUCCGUGACUAGGAGUGAGGGAAUUGGAGCAUUCGCGGUCCUCUACCGUUAG